Molecule: messenger RNA, 5964 nt
Organism: Diaporthe batatas
Lineage: Eukaryota; Fungi; Ascomycota; Sordariomycetes; Diaporthales; Diaporthaceae
Exons: 1
Coding region: 1265-4855 (1196 amino acids)
Source: RefSeq, a predicted model, not a curated record
CUGCUGCCCACUCGUAAUUAUACCACGCAGGUUAUCAUAUCACCGCAGGUGGGCCCUUGCCCCCCCUCUCUCGGCACCCGCAUGGCAGCCAGGAAGCAUGGCUGUUCCUCGCCCUCUUCUUGGUUCGUGGUCAAGGGCUCGUGGUUCUGGUUCUGGUUCUGGUUCUGGUCUUCGUCUCUUCUUCCCUUCCCUCUCCCUCCCUCUCUGGACUUCAGCACUCCUGGACCGGCGACUGGACAAGACAUCCCUCGCCUGCGUCGACAACUCGCCUUGCCGGGGCGCAUAGCAUGCACGGUAUUGGCCCGCACGCCUCCUGCAUGCCCUACGCAGUCGCUCUCGUCCUGUCGAUUUGCGCCCGGCCAGCCCAUCGCCCUACACACCCAUACCCAUACCAAUAGCGGCACGCAUCCAAGGCAAUCCCCCCUGGAUGAAGCCAGCUACCGCCUGUCGUUAAUCUCGCCGCAUUUCUUCAGCCUAUCUGCACGGCGUCGACCACCCUCGUUUGGCCCAGCAAGGUCUCUGCUUUCCCUCUGUCUCUGUCUCUCCUCUGUCCGUCGUAUUUUCAUUUUUUUAUCUUAUUUUAUUUCCCUUCAUACUACUCUAUCUUUACUACCAUACCGGUACUAUACUUCCCCUUCGUUACACUUCAUUUCUUUUCGCCGGCUUGGGCUGCCAAUCUUAUUGCUCCUACGGAGCACUCACUGCCUCUUGUCCCUCGAUACCACUUGGUGGUAAUGGUCUUCCUGGCCUAGGUAGCCCAUAUCUGCCGCCCUCUGUCUAUAGCACCACAAAACCAGUCAUCACAGGCAAUCUCGUAUCCCGCCGUGCCCUCCGUCCACCGUCGCAUGCGAACCAGGACAGGUCCCUUCACGGCCGACGCGGACCGAUCCUCGACGCCGACACGCUGGUAGCUGACUGCAGAUCGCCGUGCCGACCUCGACCCAGAGCCGGCAUUGCCCUCGUCGCCCUCGACCUGGACUCCAGCGACACGGCAUCGCCAACAACGCGUCCAAGGACCAGGCGCUCCCAUCCCGAGGUCCCCACAAGGUUGGCCAUCCAUUCACUCACUCACUCACUCACUCACUCACCCGGCCACCCAUCCGGUCGACGACCCAGCCCGCAUGAAGCCGACAUGGCCCGGGAUUGACCGUCAUCUUGCUUUUGAAGACCAACAGGCUGAGCCAGCUCGGCCCUGCUACAGCCCUAGCCCCAGCCUUGACCCUCCCAGGCCGAGGCCAUCGCUUAGGCGCCGGCCUGCCGAAGAAUGUCGGCGCCGGACCCAGACCGUCCGAGCCUCACUCCCGUUCAACAGCAGCCAAGUGCCAUCCGCCUUGUCCCGUAUUCUCCUCCUCGUGCCGCCGAUUCCACUGAGGACCUCCAACAGCCGCAGAGCGGUGCAACGGCGGAAUUCUCGGAUUUCGGCCGCCACGACGACGGCGGCGGCGACGACGGUGACGACGAGGACGACGACGAUGACGACGAUGAUGGUUAUGGAUCCAACUGGAGACGGACUAACCAGACCUCCGAGAAGAAAAGCAGCAGCAGCAGUAACAGGCGCAACCAGGGGCCUGUCGCAUUGCCGUCCACAGCCGGUUCCCGGCUAUUAUUGGCAAAGCGGGAGGAUGGCGUUUCAGGGGAGAAAUCUGCAACAGGUGCAGGUACAUCAGGAGACGGCCCAAGAUAUCGUCGCCCGACCGCGGUAGCCCCUGCUGGGCCUCCGCCAUCCAAUGUCGCUAGCCUCGCCGCCAUCAAUGCGCUGCACACACCCUCCACCCGCGGGCGCCUCUCUGCCUCGAGCUACACCACCCACACCAGCUUGUCGUCCAGACAUUCUGCAUCAUCUCAUCUCAGCGAUGCCGAGCCCUCCUCCUCGUCGAGGGCCUCUCGCUCGCCUUCUACUGGCCCUCGCCGCCCCGGUUCCUCCCGCCGCGGAGGGUUUGUGGCGGUCCUGAACGAAGACAAGACUUUUUCCCUCGUCCCACAGAGACCCCGGCCUGAUCCGGAACCAGAGCCGCAGCCCUCCUUGGCCUUGGACCCACGAUCCUCGUCGGCCCUGUCUGACUACAGCGGUCCGGGCGCGGGCUUCAGGUCCCCACAUUUACCCUUCUACCCAUCCACCCCUAGAGUGUCCCAGGCCAGUUCGCAUGAAGGCUACACGUCUUAUGCCUCCAGCCAAUAUGAUCGUCCCAGCUCUGCCUUCACUUCCACGGGAACCAUCCCGGACCGAAGCAUAACCCCCAGCACGCCUGUGCCGUCCUCUCCGGGCUCCUCAACGAUACACGACUUUGACGAUCCCAUCGCCGAAAGUUCCUCCACGCCACAGACCAAUCGCCUGGUCGGUGGACUUCGCAAGGUCCCCAAGACCCCCGACUUCAAGUGGAAGCAUUCCGACGAGUCGCCCACCUCUGACACAACAGAGAUCCCCCUACCCGCCGUCCCAGAAGCAUCACCACCGCCUGCUGCUGACGACGACGAUCUUGACCCGCCAGACGCCCAACCCACUGGCGCAGAACGGACCUCGUUUCAUUCCAAUACUCCUUCGGGUGGAUCUGACCAAAAUUACGUUGUCUACGAGCCUGACAGCCAGGCUCCUUCCGAGGCUGGGCUCUCUGACGCAGCCAGAGAGCGGCAAGGCUCAGGGGCACCAGGCGACAGUCAAUUGGACCCGGACCUCCGCGAACAGGCGUCUUUCGACUCGCAGCAGACCGCAUCCACCGAGUUCGAGUCGACAAACAUCAAAAUCUACGGUCACAGUGAAUCCGAAGGUUCUCAAGAGGCUCUCCCGGAACUCGCGUCAGAACACGCUCCGUCCGACUCAGGCAGCGGCCAAUUCGUCCCACCUCUGCUAACACAGCCUUCUUUCCGAUCCCUCCAGUCAGGGGCUUCAACGACCUCCGAAAAUACAAAUUACAAAGUCUACGGGCCCAACAGUCCAGGCCUGCCUCCGGUCCCCGAGGCGGAAACCCCCCAAGGAACAAGCGAGCUCAGGCCGGCACAGUCAUUCCUCUCAGCCUUCUCAACACGCUCGGAAGCAGCCAAUUGGCAGGUUUAUGGCCGAGCCAGCCCUGCGACACUAGCAUCAGUCGAGAGCUUCAGCCCACCAUCGCCUUCCGGUUCGUACGCGCCGCUCCUGCGCCCGACGUCACCGCCCGAAGCUCCUUCUCUUUACGCACAGGAGGAAGAAGGCGACCGUCCAGUCACCUCCGACGACAACGAGGCAAACUACGUGGUCCACGGCGACCCCACCCCCGAACCGUCACCCAACCGAAGCCCUGACGCCUCGCCGCCAGGCACCGCCGUCCGACCCUCACGAGCAGGCUACUCCCAAGAGCCCCCGGCACCGCAGCCGUCACAACAGCUCCGCAGGCAGCCGUCUUCGGAAGGACUAGGAUACUACAGGUCGAGGUCAAGAUCCAUCGAGAACUUACGCACAAAGAAGUCUUGGAGAUCAGCAACUUCUUCAACUUCGGUCUCGUCGAUUAUCAACGAGGACGCUGAGGACUUCUUCGCGGGGCAAGCAUUCCUGAACCGGCCAGCAGGUCAGUGGGAGCCCCCAUCGGUCGCAGGGCCAUCAGAGCGCCAGCGACAACUCGACGAGCAGCGCGAGCGUGAAAGACGUCUGGCGGAGGAGAGAGCUUCAUGGGCCGAAGAACACGAAGGGCCGGCUCCCAUGACUUUGCCCACCACGCCGCAUCAAUGGAGCUCCCAACUGUCCACCGUCAUGUCCGAGACGGAGCCCGGGAGCUCCGGCGGCGGCACUCGAUCUGCCUCUCUGGCAUCUGGCUCACAACAUGGAAGCCACGGCCGGCGGAGCAGCCGGGGAUGGAGCUCACACAGCAGACAGAUGCUGAGCAUCUCCUCGUCCCUCGCUGCCGAGCUGGAAAACGCCUCCCGCUCCCGAUCCGACUCUGACCCCUUGGAGAGGCCGAGCCCGGUCUUCAACCCUCGCAACGGCUACCAUGUUACGGUGAGAGAUCACGAUGAAGACGGCGACGGUCUAGCGGAUCUGCAACAAAUUACCCCGAGGCCGUCUCGCCAGAGGCUAUCAGAUUUCUUCGCGAGCAGCAACUCGUCCGAACGUAACCUGCACUCCUCCCACAGCGGGCGCUCCCAGGCCAGCAGUCUGAACUCCAACGCGAUCCCUACCUGGGCUAAAGUCUACUAUGGCAGUGGGGAGCGGAAAUGGUUGCGAAACAUGUCGAUCUCGAGCAUGUCUGACCUUGGCAGCAGCCGCCCCGGUUCCGUGCAAAACAGCGGAUCACCAACGACUGACCAUUUCCCUCUGGGCAUCUACAGCCCACGGCGCCGACCCCACGAAGGAAGACCCGAUUCGUCAGUCCGGCUCCAUUCUGCCACUGGUAGCAUGGACAACGAGCACGCGCCCAUGCACGAGGAGUUUGGAAUCCGGAGAGGCCUUCGGAGGAUGACAUCGAGCGUGUGGUCACCACAUCUUCGCAGGGAUGUGCGUGCGCGGGAUCGAUACAGCGCAUGGGACCCACCCUCGGUUUCGUGGUCCGCUGACAGCGGCAUGUUUGGCCGCCGCAACGUGCAGGUGGUCCUCUUCGUGUUUGGGUUUAUCUUCCCUUUCGCCUGGAUGAUAGGAGCAGUCCUACCACUGCCCAAGCCGUCGCCACUUGCCAUGGUGGAGCGCUACUCAAGCAGCAGCGACUUGGGCGUCCGAUCCCGCGAGCACGAGUUCGAGCGCCACAUCGAGACGGUCGAUGAGCUCCGACACGAGAACGCGACCUGGUGGAGGACACUGAAUCGCUUCAUGUCCGUCGUGGGGCUGCUCAUCAUCGGCGCUGUUGUCGGCCUCGCCGUCGCGGCAGUGAAGCAGGGAUGGGGUAGGACCUGAGUAGGGUUUGUGAGGUGGCCUUAGCGAGACUUUUCUCCAGCGCUACCCGCUCAUGCGCGUGGUGCGAUGGGGAUAGGCGCAUUGCUGUCUCAAACUUUGGCCUCACUUCCUUGGGCCAAGCGUUCCCUCGCGGCCCAACGAGCGUCGAUCAUCCGGACGUUUCAACCACGACAUCCGCAACACCCGAGUCGCUCUCCACCAGGAAAAAAGAAGUCCGCGCAGCGGCACCAGGUUUCCUAUUUUUUCGGUCACGACCUUGACGCUACGGAAUGAUCGGUUCGCAUAGACAGGAUAUAGACCGGUUUCCAGUAUGCUUCUCCACCACCCACCCAAGGCACUUGUCACAUGCCACACCGCCAGAGGCUUUGAUCGCCCUUCACAAUCCGUCACAUCACCUGAUCAAAUUUACAAACACACCAUGUAUUACAAAGUCGCCUGCAUUUUUGUCGUCAGCAUCAUAAGCGUCGUCUUUUGAUCACAUUUCGUUCCUGUCACGUUCCAGCAUAGACCAGAAAGGGGCAGCGCUGGCGGUCAUGUGCAGGGAAGAGAGCUCUUGACAUUUUACAUUUUCUAUUUUUGCUUGGGAAUUUGAGAGGAGAUACCCCCAUAUUGAAAGCAUCUUUUGCGGUCGGAGUACGAGUCAGACCCGAGGGUGAGAAAAAGGGGGCCCUGUUUGAUGAUAAUCUUGCACACCAACUCUUACUUUCCGACCUGUACUACUAUCCCACACCUUAUCCCACGUCAACCGAAAAUCACAUGCGCACAUCAUCAAGCAGAGAUCCUCUACCCUCUGGGUUGGGCAGGCGUUGGUCAGAGCCAAAAAAAGAGAGGACGAGCUCGGGCGAGCACCAGGGAAGAAGAGCUACGCGGGAUGACCGCGGUCUUAAUGGGUAAUAGCAGGUCCUUUUUGCACGAAGGGUGGUCUCCGUGGUUGGUCCUCGUCGGUCGGCUGCACUGUGUAUAUAUAUCUGAAGGGGAGCCAUUGUCGUUCCUGCUUCUCUCCGCGCCGACCGACUUGAUGGACACAACCGGCCCGCCUGGUGUUGGCGUUGACCAGACUCGAAGAGCAAAGCUUUGUGAUAGCAAUUUAAGAUUAUCUUCGAACUACG